This is a messenger RNA of Symbiodinium necroappetens, 1143 nucleotides long. The record is from the annotation of a GenBank genome assembly. Lineage: Eukaryota; Dinophyceae; Suessiales; Symbiodiniaceae.
AUGGGCGCAGUCGAUAGCGGACUGGCCAGCUGCAACGAGCUGGCCCUCGCCGCCCCCGCGGCCCCGAGCCACAGCUCCAGGAAGAGCCGACGGAAACUUCAGGCGGGGCAUGGCGGCGGUAUUUUGCAGGACUGCGUCCAAUCAGCGCAGCAUGCUGCCAUGCAUCUCCUUCACUCCGUGUCCGACAGCGAUGAGGCUGCCCGGGAGUUCGCCCACCCUCUCACAGCGAGGUUGAAGAUGUCGGGCUACUCCCCCCAGGACGGCCGAGAGGUGGCAGAGGACGAGCGCCAGCGCAUCGAAGGCUUUUUCCAGGCGCUGAGGGUGGGCGACUUCAGAAAAGUCGUCGACUGCGCAGAGGAGGGCAUGGACCUGACGCAGCGCACUCUGAGGGGACAGGAUGUGGUGAUGCUCGCAGCGGUUUCCAAGAGCUCCUCGACGGUGAGUUGUUUGGAUUUCCUCCUGGAUGCCAAGAUCGGCAUUGAGAACAAGGACUGCUUGAGCUGGACGCCGCUAUCCCAUGCUUGCCGGAACAGCUCCACAGAGGCCGUGACGUUUCUCCUGGAGCGAAAGGCCUCCGUUGACACCCAGGAUGUGGCCGGUCGGACGCCAAUGAUGCUGGCCUGCAUGGACGCCUCCGCCGAAAUCCCGCCGCUCCUGCUGGAGGCCCGUGCUGACAUCAAGUUGCAGGACAAGCGGCAGUGGACGGCGCUUUUCUAUGCCGCAGAGCGAGGGAAACAGGAAGUGGUGAAGUUUCUACUGCGGAAGCACGCCACGCCUCAGCAAACGACCUCGGAAGGCAUCUCGGCGCUGAUGAUUGCCGCUGUAAGGGGGAACACCAUGGCCGCCAAACAGCUCAUCCGGCGCCAAGCAGACUUGAAUGGUGUCGAGAAGAACGGGAACACGGCGUUGAUGCUGGCACUGGCCGCAGCUCAGCAGGACCUGGUUGCCUGGUUGCUUCAGGAGGAUGUGGAUGUGGACAUCAGCAACGACCUGGAAGAGAGCGCGUAUGACAUCGCUGCGGAGCAAGGUUUCAAUUCGUUGAAGAACACCAUCGUCAUGAUUUCUCGCAUCCGUGAGGAGGCGCGGCGCAAGGCGGCUCUGGCGGCUGCCGCAGCCGAGGCAGCCAAAUACCUGGAGGACUGA